This is a messenger RNA of Gastrolobium bilobum, 761 nucleotides long. Its product is annotated as acyl carrier protein 1, chloroplastic-like. The record is from RefSeq and is a predicted model, not a curated record. Bases 132 to 551 code for a protein of 139 amino acids. Lineage: Eukaryota; Viridiplantae; Streptophyta; Magnoliopsida; Fabales; Fabaceae. Gene Ontology annotation, biological process: fatty acid biosynthetic process. Gene Ontology annotation, molecular function: phosphopantetheine binding; acyl carrier activity. The transcript has 4 exons.
UCCUUAUAGUCAUUACUCAUUUCCAACACAACACAGAACGCAGAACGCACACACACACACUCUUCGUGGCUUCCGUCCUUUGAUAUCUUCUUCCAACUUCAGAUCUCUCUCUCUCUCUCUCUCUCUCUCAAAUGGCCUCCAUCACAGGAACCUCCUUGUCCAUGACCUCAUUCAAUCGAACACUGGUACCUGGUACUAGGAUCUCUAACCCAAAUUCAGUUUCCCUUUCAAUUAAGGGGAGAACUUUUCCAUCCAUUACAUUGCAGCCCAGAGUACCUCGUUUUCAAGUUACAUGUGCAGCCAAACCGGAAACGGUAGAGAAGGUUUGUCACAUAGUCAAGAAACAAUUGGCUCUACCAGAGGGUUCCAGUGUCACUGGAGAGUCCAAAUUUGCUGCCCUUGGAGCUGAUUCUCUCGACACGGUUGAGAUUGUGAUGGGACUUGAGGAGGAAUUUGGUAUUAGCGUGGAAGAAGAAAGCGCCCAGAGCAUUACCACUGUUCAAGAAGCAGCCGAUAUGAUUGAUAAGCUUCUUGAAAGCAAGAGUGCUUAAACAAGGAAAGAGGACAUACAUAUGCAUUUUGGCGUUUUUGCUAUUUUGGUGGAAGGAGGUUUUAGUUUUAUUUCGGUAUUUUGGUUUCAUUGUUCUUCAAGUAACUGCUUGAUGUUUUCUGAACUCCUCUAGGACUACUGUAAUACUAGUUUUUAUUUAUCUAUAACUUGUUUCUCUUACUUUACUGUUGAAUGAAAUUUAUCAUGUUAA